Molecule: messenger RNA, 3408 nt
Organism: Paramuricea clavata
Lineage: Eukaryota; Metazoa; Cnidaria; Anthozoa; Malacalcyonacea; Plexauridae
Source: the annotation of a GenBank genome assembly
AUGGCGCAACUUCUGAGAUUGGUUAUUGUGACUCUGCUUCUCCGUAUUAGUAUAGCAGCUGAUGAUCCCAUUCCUUUCCCAGGUAAUAUCUGAGAGUCAACAUACUGCGAGGCAUUUUUAAAUAUAUAUAAAGUACUGGAUAAUUUAUCAUAACAAGUGAUCCAAUUUUUGAGAUUUAACAUACCGUAAUCUUACAUGAAGCAUCCAGGCCUCAAAUCCAAGCUCCCACCCUGUUGAGACCUCCCGACAAACAUGUCUGCCGUUAUUUACUUAAUUUGUUAAUGAAGUUUAUAUUAACUAGCUAGUUAUUUUGUUCGUUAAGAACAGGGGUGUAGAAGGGAGGGGGUCCGGCCCCCUUUGUUAGAAGCCCAGGGGCGCUGAGCCCUCCUGAAGCUUCUUGAAAAUUUCAUGCCGGUUUGGGGGGCUAAUUUCCCAAUAAUUUUGCAGAAUGCAUAUUUAUAACCUGGAAAGUUCUUUGCAACUGCAGUGUUGAAAUGAUGCGGUAAUAAUGUUAGUAAUCUGUAUCUGAUUACUAUGAUCAUACUGUUAGGUCAUGUGUGUGGCUCCAACACGAACUCAGCUUCGGUAUAUCGGAUUCAUUUUGAAAUUAUGUUCUCUCAUCAAAAAACACUAAUUGAACAAUUAGUAGAACCAAAAAUAAAUACCGGAACUUUCCAUGUUAAUUAUGUUGCACCCUCCACACCUUGUCACAGCCCCCCUCCCGAUUGUUAUCAUUUCAGUUCUAUACAGCACUGGUUAAGAGCUGAAGGCGUUUCAAGACAAAUAUAUAAUGUUUCGCUCACUCGUGUUUAUAAUAAUUAUUAUAACUCUCAGUUGUUACAGUACUCUUAAUAUCUAAAUACAUAAUAAUUAUUCCCAUACUAUUAUUCCAAAGUAAUUCAGUUGUUACUGCUAUUUUGGAAACGAGCGAUUCAAAAACUUAAGUUAUAUAAUACACCAACUGUGACUUCAUUGAUAUAUUGGGUAAAAUUACUCAAAUUUAUAAAUAUGUUUAUUCAUUAUUUGAAUGAAGUAAAUCUUCACUCAUGACCAGACUAAAGCCUGGUUUACACUAUCAAGGUUUCGAUCUGUGGUCACAGUAGGAAUUUUGCAUUGCAAGAUUUGAAGGAUUCGUAAUAAAUAUUUGAGGAAACUGACUUAGCGUUGUUGCUGAGUCAGUUUGCUCGAACAUUUCUUAUCAGGGUGUUAGCAGUAGCCCAUAUACUGUCCGUUUGACGGACUCUUCCCAAUUGAAGUAGCUAAGGGGCUUUCCCAACUGGGUCUACUGGAAGAUUUUCAUUUUUUCUGAUGAGAAAGUACAUUGCGUUUGAUUUUAUAUCAUUAUAUCAAAGAACGUUUUAUUUACAUUUUCCAUUAACUAUUUUCUCAAAAUGUAUCGCGUUUCAUUCAUAUAGGGUGUGUAUUCACUGAAAUGAAAUGGACAAAACAAAGUGUAAUCGGUGUGCAUCCAUGUUCAUUCACCGGAAAUGAAAUAUACAAAACGAAGUGCCAUCGGGUGCAUUUUUCAGUGUUCAUUCACCGGAAAUGAAAUGUACAAAACCAAGCUACCAUCUAAGGAGAAACACGUUGGAAAAAACACUAUUUAUUCCUACACAAGGUCAAGGACUUUGAUCGGUCAAAAAAUCUUUCCCAAUUUACGUUUAACGGACAAAACCUUUUUUUCUGGCUAACACCCUGCUUACAAAUCCUUCAAAACUUAGAAUUUACCUGUGCAAAUUUCUACUGUGAUCACAGAAACUUUGAUAGUGCAAACAAGUCUUGACAAGGGAGUUCUCUUUGUUUCCAGGUGGUGAUACAAAGUUUCACGAAUGGUUAAAUCAAGUGUACAAAAGAACCUAUAUUGACCCUACGACAAUGGACAGAGUAAAGGAAUACGUCACAAAACGCAUCACUCAAAUAUCAGACCUAAUAAAGGCAGAGGGUGACUGUUUCGACUUUGUUCAGCUUCGAGGAUCAGCAGCGGAAAAUUUGAAGAUUGAUCAUCCGGAUGAAUUUGAUUUUGUUCUUUUUAAUCAAAAGUACAAAGAUAAAAUUACUUUCAACGAAAAACAAAACCUGCCUGGAUUUGCGUAUGCGAUGCGACAAGCUGCAACUUGUUUCGAGAAGUAUGUAAAAAUCUCUUUUCCACGAGAGUUAGACCAUAGUUAAAGAUGCGGUACAGUCCGCAUGUAAACAGAGGCUUUGUUUACAUUUCGGUAUCCAAAAUAUAUAUAAUUUUAUUCGACAACUAUUUAUAUUUUCAUGAUUCUAGAGUAUAAUAAAUUAUCAAGAUACAACAAUCAAGCUUUUCAAGAACAUAAAAUGAAAUAAAAACCUAAAUAAACUGUUCGUAUAAUAAAAAGAGGGCUCCUUUGUGCACAUGCGCAGAUCAGACUGUACAGCAUCUUUAAUAGAAUAGAUGGCUUGGCCUCAUUAGAAUAACAUUAUAACUUUUUACUGUGUCUAUAUGUUAGUCAACGUUUAUGCAAAAAUGUGGUCCUUUGUUGUCACUUGGGCGCCCCAAUCUUUUCCCCACCCCCACCUAUAAUAAGCCCUCCACUUCAGAACCCAGGGGCCAAAAAUGGAGGAAAUACUGUAUGUCAACUUUCUUUUAAUAGGUACCAGCUUACAGAUCCUAAAGGUGCCAUCGAUCCAGUACAAGUUAGAGCUCUCAUGAAAAAUCUUGUGGUAAAAGCUUUGGACAAACUAGAAAUUACAACAACAGUUACAGAAGUCGGACCGGCGAUCAAUUUUGAUAUACCGUCCAGAGAAGCGUCCUUCCCAACAAUCGAUAUCGACUUAGUCUUGUACAUACAACAAGAAAAUUGGCCAGCGACUGCGACUACCCCUCUGAGCCCCGAACUGAGAGUGUUAGGCGUUGGACUUGUUCCAAAGGUACUCGAAGAAGACAACAAAGUGUGGCAAAUUUCAUUUUCUGCUAUUGAAAUACAGCUUUUCAAAACCAUCGAUACAGAUGGAGGAAUCCGAAGAAAACUGCUGAAAAUCAUGAAAUAUUUGAAGUUAGUUACCGAAUGGCCUAAAACCGUGUCCUCGUACCACUUGAAAACCAUCAUAAUGAAAACGAAUCUGGAUCAUCCCGACAAAGCUUACUGGACCGAUUCCAAUCUUGUUACCCGCUUCAGAGAAUUGCUUAAUGCUUUCCUUAACGCACUGAAAACAAAAACCUUACCAAGUUUUUUUAUUCCCACCUUUAACUUAUUGAAAGGUAAAGAUCUCACGGAGGCUAUCCAGAAAGUCGAGAAAUUGAUUGAAACUAUUAAGACGAACCCCAAUUCUCUAUUCCCACCUCAAAGCGCAAUGUGUAAUCCGUCGCAGACGUCUUCUUCUGCCAGCAACAACCCACAAAAAAAGAAAUUGUUGAAGAAGAUGUUAAGAAUCCAUAGUUAA